Molecule: messenger RNA, 1481 nt
Organism: Tetranychus urticae (two-spotted spider mite)
Lineage: Eukaryota; Metazoa; Arthropoda; Arachnida; Trombidiformes; Tetranychidae
Source: RefSeq, a predicted model, not a curated record
UUGGACAAAAAUGGAAAAAAGCGUCUCAAUUUCAUAACUAGAAUGUAUGAACCUUAUGUCUCUUUUUGGAAGAAACGUUUGCCAUAUAUGAUUCUCUCGGGUUCUCUGGUUCUAUUUUUCCUAUCAAUUUUAAUAGGUGUCGUAUUUGGCAUUAUUUUUUACCGAGUCUCCGUUAAAACUGCCCUCUCAGAGGACCUCGAUCCUAAAAUAGGAAAAUACUCGUCUUUAAUCAGCGCAUCAAGUGCUUCUUUCAUAAAUGUUAUUUUUAUCAUAAUUUUCAACUGGGUCCAUACCAAAGUGGCUUAUAAAUUAACUGAAAUGGAGCUACCUCGGACGCAAACUGAAUUUGACAAUAGCUUAACGCUUAAAUUAUACGUUCUAGAGUUUGUCAACUAUUACUCGUCGCUUUUUUACAUAGCAUUCAUAAAAGGACGUUUUGUCCGUCAUCCCGGUGACCUGUUUGAACCAGGACUUCUUAAUAAAGAGCAAUGUGGCCUCGGAGGAUGUUUCGUUGAGUUAACAAUUCAAUUGGCAUUCAUAAUGAUAGGAAAACAAGCAAUUUUUGCAUUACUUGAAAUGCUUCAACCUUGGUUUGAAAAGAAGAAGCUUGAAAAAAUUAUCAACUUUAAUCCAAAAGAUAUACUUCUUUUACCUCAAUGGGAAGCUGAUUACCCACUGAACAAUUGGGAAGCAACUGCACUAUUUUACGAAUACCUGGAAAUGAUAAUCCAAUUCGGAAUGGUUACAAUAUUUGUUGUUGCUUUUCCUUUGGCCCCAUUAUUUGCCCUGAUUAACAAUGCUUUUGAAAUACGAUUGGAUGCACGAAAAUUUCUAUCUCAUUACAAAAGACCUGUUGCUGUCAGAAUUAAAGACAUCGGUGUUUGGUUUCACAUAAUUAAUGCUCUUGGAAAACUCUCUAUUCUCACAAGUGCACUAACCAUUGCCUUUACUUCAAGUCUAGUACCUAAAACAUAUUACUAUUUGAAAAAUGGAUCUCUUGAUGGUUUUAUAUCCUGGUCUAUCUCAUAUUAUGAGACUAAAAAUUUACCCCAGAAUCUCACCGAUUUCAUCAGGCAGAAUAACCUUUCUCUUAAUUCCUCAACAACAUGUGCCUACUCAGGUCUCCGUCAUCCUCCAGGAGGAAGUGAACAGUACAAACCAACAGAAGAGUUCUGGGAAAUCUUGGCCUACCGGUUAAUAUUUGUAGUUAUUUAUCAUAAUACAAUCCUGUUGUUUGAUACUCUACUUGACUGGAUAAUAGCUGAUGUUCCCAAAAAAUUGUACCGACGAAUACGACAAAAUACCUAUUUGACGAACGAGUUUAUUAUUGCCCAAGAAGCGAUAAAAACUGAAAAUGAUAACAAAAAAUCAUCAACAAUAUAAUAUUUUAGCCUGAAAACAUUAAAAUGUACGAAAAUGAAUGCUAAAAAAGCCUUUAAUAUGAUAAAUUAUCUCAAAAACUGUUGAAUCUUAAAAAACAA